AUGCGCGCCAAGAUUACGUGCGUGCUGCUGGCUACGAAGUGGAUGCGUGACCGGCUUGAGAAGAACAACGAUGGCAAGAGGAAGCGGGACGAUGACAACGAAGGGGACUUCGAGCCAGAGGGAAGGUUGAAGAGAGUGAGGGUGGAAGAGGAGGAAAUGCCGCGAGCCGGGCCUAGCCGCGAACGAACGUGUCGGGCGGCAGCUGUUGGGGUGGACCAGGUGCGAAGGAGGCAGAGGAGGGAGCAGGCCAAAGCAUCGGACGACCCAAUGGUCCACCUGGCGUGGUCCGUGGAGAAGAUGCGCCGGCAGCAACAGUCGAUGAGCCGGGCGGUCCUCGAGCAACUCGAGGUGACCAACCGGCUCUUGACUCGGUUCGUCACGGCCUACGAAAAGGCCCAUGCGGAGAAGAAGGAGGAAGACAAGGAAAAGGGACUGGAAGAGGGAACAGGAGAGGGAGUGAGCCAGUAG
Cyclocybe aegerita is the source of this 468-nucleotide messenger RNA. The record is from the annotation of a GenBank genome assembly. NCBI's taxonomy places the organism in Eukaryota, Fungi, Basidiomycota, Agaricomycetes, Agaricales, Hemipholiotaceae.